Messenger RNA from Plectropomus leopardus (leopard coralgrouper), 1402 nucleotides. It is a transcript of the gene hyal1, whose product is annotated as hyaluronidase 1. Gene Ontology annotation, cellular component: cytoplasmic vesicle. NCBI's taxonomy places the organism in Eukaryota, Metazoa, Chordata, Actinopteri, Perciformes, Serranidae. Gene Ontology annotation, molecular function: hyalurononglucosaminidase activity. The record is from RefSeq and is a predicted model, not a curated record. Gene Ontology annotation, biological process: hyaluronan catabolic process; carbohydrate metabolic process.
UGAAAUUCCGGCAGAUCAUGAGACUGUGGGCUGUUUUCCCUGCAAGUUUAAACCAGAAAGUUCACACCAAACAGGCAUGAGGUCCUCUCACCAUGAGCUGCCACUUCUCUUCAGUCUGAUCAGCCUCGUGUCAGGGCUGCAGUCUGAGACCUGCUCCCUGUCCCAGGUGCCUUUCCUCACGGUGUGGAACGCACCCACAGCCAGCUGUCUGUCUCAGUAUGGCGUGGACCUCGACCUGGGCACAUUCAGCAUUGUCCAGAACCAGAACCAGAGCUUCACGGGGGAAAACAUCACCAUCUUUUACAGCGAAAUGCUCGGUCUGUAUCCCAGGUACUCAGGCCGAGCACAGGCGAUAAACGGUGGGGUGCCACAAAACGCCAGUGUGGAUGAACACCUCAGGAAGGCCUCUGAAGAUAUCCACACCUGGAUCCCUGACAGGGAUUUCCAAGGGCUGGCUGUGGUGGACUGGGAGAGCUGGAGGCCUGUGUGGGAGAGAAACUGGGACACUAUGCAGGUGUACAUGGAGGGAUCAAAAGCACUGGUGAGGUCCAAGCAUCCAGACUGGAGUCCUGCGCAGGUCGACGCUGCAGCGCGAGUGGAGUUUGAGGAAGCCGGGAGGAAGUUCAUGGAGGAAACGCUGAAGCUGGGGCAGCAGGAGAGACCAAACGGGCUGUGGGGUUAUUACGGUUUCCCCGAAUGCUACAACUACUACAGCGUCAAAAAAAAAAACUACACAGGGGAGUGUCCACCUGUAGAGAUGAAGAGGAACGACGAGCUGUCGUGGUUGUGGAACGUGUCCUCCGCUCUUUAUCCUGACAUCUACCUCAGCCUGCAGCUGCGAGGCCUCGGCAGAGAAGUGCUCCUCUACACCCACCACCGCAUCCUGGAGGCCGCGAGAGCAGCAGAUCAGCAGACUCCAUCUGCACCGCCUGUGUUCCCCUACACUCGCAUCGUCUACACGUACACCUUAGAUUUCCUCUCCCAGGAGCACCUGGUCUACACCAUCGGAGAGAGUGCCGCUUUAGCAUCUGCAGGGGUGGUGCUUUGGGGCGACCAUGCCUUCUCCAAAUCUCAGGCCACUUGUGAGGCCGUCAAAUACUUCAUCGACGAUACUCUGGGUCCCUACCUGGUGAACGUAACGGCAGCGGCCACUCUGUGCAGCCAGACCAUGUGUUCAUCUCGGGGCAGAUGCCAGAGGAGGAACCCGAACUCCGGGGCCUACCUCCACCUGGACCCCGCCGUGUGGAAGGUGGUGUCUAAGAGGAAACCAGAGGGCAGGCGGCACUACAGCGUUUUAGGACAGAUGAAAACACACGAGGUAACGUUCAAGAAGUCUGAGUUUCGGUGCAAGUGUUACCCAGGCUGGAGCGGUGAGAGCUGCUCCAAAAACACUCGGGGGUAA